GCGACAACACCCUCGUUGAUUAAAUCGUGUGUAACUCGUCUAUAACUCAGAAACAGGGCAGCUGUCAUGUUGGCUUUACACUAGUGUUUUGCUCUUUUGCGCUCAUCACACCCUUCGAAGACGAUGUUGUCUGUCAGACAGUUGUUUCGGUGUUAUCGCAGCCCUUCAGCUCUGUCCAGACUGUGCACCGCCGGGUUUCACCGACCAACGACGACCACAGCCAGGACGGGGCUCCUCUCCCGGAAUGACCAGUAUAGACUUUGUUACUUGUUACCUACUGACAGAGGCGAAGCUGACCUGAUCAGCUGUAGAGGAGUCUCAACUUCACCGAGUAUCAGAAGUGACGCUGUUGGGAAGAUCCAUACAACACAUUACCAUCUUGUUUACACAUGCAAGGUUUGCUCUACUAGAUCCACACAGAAGAUAUCCAAGCAGGCUUACCACAAAGGUGUAGUGAUAGUGACAUGUCCGGGAUGUAAGAAUCACCACAUCAUCGCUGAUAACCUCAGCUGGUUCUCUGAUCUGGAAGGGAAGAGGAACAUUGAGGAAAUCCUUGCUGCCAAAGGAGAGACUGUGAAGAGGAUUGAAGGAAGUGCUGCUUUGGAGAUAGUGGUGGAUGAAUCCAACAAAGACAAGUCACAAUGUAGUGAAGACACUGAAAAAUCAGACAUUAAUCCAGAAAAACAAUAGUGCUGUGUUUAUACUGUAUGUAGAUAUUGAAAGAUGUAUAUAUUUAUUUUUAUAAUGCAUGUAAAUCUUUUUAAUUGCUAAUGUUCUUUUGUCUUGAAAUCUGAGCAAUGUGGGACUAGCUUUUAAUAGCUAGGGCUAGAACUGUAAUCCCUGCUAAAUGAUUGUAAAUUAAACUGAAAAAGUCAUGUAUUCAAUUAAAACCAUCCCAACAUUUUCUGACUACAACCAAAGCUAUUCAGAAGCAUCUUCCUCUGUAUGUAAAUUGCCUAUUAUGUAUAAAGGUUGUAUUUUACCAUAUUUCAUCUAAAUAUUAAAUGCAG
Seriola dumerili (greater amberjack) is the source of this 1010-nucleotide messenger RNA. RefSeq names its product DNL-type zinc finger (gene dnlz). Lineage: Eukaryota; Metazoa; Chordata; Actinopteri; Carangiformes; Carangidae. The record is from RefSeq and is a predicted model, not a curated record. The transcript has 3 exons. Gene Ontology annotation, biological process: protein folding; protein import into mitochondrial matrix; protein stabilization. Gene Ontology annotation, cellular component: mitochondrion. Bases 124 to 690 code for a protein of 188 amino acids. Gene Ontology annotation, molecular function: protein-folding chaperone binding; zinc ion binding.